UUUAAAACGAGUUUUUGGUUCAGGAAUUUCUUGAAUUCCCGAUCUGCCAAAUUAGGGUUUCGGAGUAUCCGGAAGCCGGAUUGAGCCCAAAUUUCAUAUACGAGCUUCCUGCAGCGAGGUAAUCAAUCCUCUAGUUCUAAUCCCUGAAUUUCGGCAAUUAUUUAGGCCGGGGUCCAAACCGCUGAAUUUAGCUCCGACCAGGGUUUGAUGUGUUUUUAUCGAGAAUUUGACCCGGAGCCUAGAACUAAUAUUGACGGGGAUACUGCAGGGGAUAUUAGGACGGUCUCGGAUUUUAAUUCGGGGUUCGUUCCUGAAAUUGACGUUUUAGUACGGGAAGGUUAAACCGGUGUUUGAACGACCAGAACUGGUGAGGGAUUAGCACGGCAUACCGGGUUUGUCGUAUCACGAUAAUUAUAUUGAUGCUUAGAAUUGAUCUAGGUGAACUAGAAUGGCAUGAUUAGGGGUGUAUGAGCUUUUGUGCUAUAUGUUGAACCCUGGAUUGCUGUAUGAUAUUAUUGACUUGCCCUAAUCGAUAUGAACCUUGUUUAUGCUGAUGAUUGUGUAUAUAUUGCAAAUUGUGGGCUUGACUGUUAAUAUGCUUUACGAUGGUUCGAGAAGGUGAUUAGGUAUGAUUUUUCAUGAUUGUUGUAUUUGGAUGCACAAGUGGGAAAAUAUAUAUUCCUUGGUGAUAUUAUGAUGUUUAAGGAGGAUGACUUGCACGAGGGUUCAUCCCGAGGAAGUGCAAUUAUAAGACUCCUGAUUUACCUAUGUUGAGCCAAUUAUGGCCAGGUCAAGUACAUGUGUAAGUAAUGAAUUAUGGUUAAGCAAGAUGAGAUAUGAAUCAUGUACAAGGAUACCAAAUAUGAAUGUUGUGGUCUCACGGUCAAUUACGUAGUAAUUAGGGCUCCCUAUGCUAUUACUCUAUUAUGAUAUGUAUGAUAGUCACACCUCUCAUGUGGUGGUGACUGAAGAAUUUUUAUGAGAUAUGACCACACCCAGAGCGGUGUCGGGGUAUGACUACACCCAUAGUGGUGUGGGGUAUGUAUGACCACAUCCGACGGGAUGUUGGGGUAUGUAUGACUACAUCCGACGGGAUGUGGGGUAUGUUUCCCGGGAGAGUUAUUAGCAUGGGAGUAGCCAGGCGCCUAUGAUUAAAACAUGAUAAGAUGCAUAUGCAUAAGUCAAGGUGGUUGAGUCUUUUGCCUAUUGGGAUGUCGGAGGGCUGAGAUCUGAUCCUAGUGUUUUGGCUUGUUUGCUAGAUGUAUGGUAGGGGUAUGCUCUGUUAUGAACUCACGAUGCUAUGAUUAUCUCACUCAGCUAUGAGCUGACCCUCUUUUAUUCUUCUUCUCUGCUUAUGCUAUGUGUAAGUAGAUAGGUGUAUAGGUGGGAGCUGAGCAAGAGUUGAAGGCAAGAUGAGGUAUGGUCUUCAACCAUUCUGUGCUUGGACUACUACUCGGGAUUUUGGCCAGUGAUCCACACCUUUUUGUAAAAAUGUUUUGAGAACGUUUUUCAUGUGCAUACUAGCUUCUGAUGUAGUGUGAGAUAUCCACAGGUGUGGAAAGUUAAUGAUAUGUGUAUAUGUUGUGUAACUGUGUAAGUUGUGACGAUUAUGCUAUGUAUAAGUAUGGUAUGCAGUUAGGAAGUAUGAAAAGUGUGACUAUGGCUAAGAAAAGCCAAUGCAUAUGGUUGUGAGUAUAUAUGUUUGUGAUGAAUUAUUUUGCAGGAUAAGUUGCAAGAACUGUUAGCCCAUUACGCGAGUAAUUCAUGUCGAAAUUUUAUUUGGGUAAAUUUUGAUAAUUAAUGUAACACCCGAGAUUAUUUCCGCUGCAAUUGUAUGAACAAUAUGAUUAGGCAAAACGUAUAGGGUAGGGUGUUACAGUUUGGUAUCAGAGCCCGGUUCCCUCUUUUUGUUGUUAUGGCGUACUAUACCCUAUGGGAGGUUAAACACUCCUAAGGAGGGGAGUGCCCCAUAAUGACUUAAACUGGGAAUUGAGUUUGACAUGAUUAUGUGUAUUGGUAUAUUGGAUGAAAUUAUCUGCACCAUGGUUUUCAAAAUUGAGUUUUGAAUGUAUUUGUUUUCAAGUAAUUAUUUAGGGAAAAUUUUGUUUUAACCAAGUGAGAGAUUUGGUGAAGAAUGAAUUUUGUGUGGAUCAAUCUAAGGCCAAUAUUUCCUUGUAGCUCGCACGGAAGUUGUGAAAAUGUUCCUACUGACCAGUCGAGAGGAGUGGGGGCGGUUGAUGCAAGACCGCCAGUAUUAGAUUAUGCAAAGAUGAAGAGUUUGGGUGGUAGGGACUUUAAGGGAGAUGUGAGCCCAGAUGCUGUAGUAGAGUGGUUGAGAGAGAUGGAAGAUGUGUUUGAAUAUCUUUAUGCAACCCCAGAGGAAAAAGUGCAAUAUGUUGUUUUUCUCCUAAAGGGGUAUGCGAGGAGCUGGUGGUCCUCAGUCUCUAGAGUUAAUGGUGAACGAGUUCAGUUCACCUGGGAGGAGUUUCUGAAGGCCUUUAAGACAGAGUUUCUUCCCGAAGCUUUUAUCAGGGCAAAGAACAAUGAAUUUUCCAACCUUAAGCAGGAGAAUAUGACAGUUACUGAGUACACCAUCAAGUUUGUUCGACUGCUUUACUUUGAGGAUGGGUUGGCGGAUACUGAGCAUAAGAAGAAGAUGAGAUACUUGCAUGGUCUGCGCAUAGGAUUGAAAGAAAAGAUCCACAGGGUUGAUGAAGAGAGCAUGGCCACAAUCAAGGAGGCAGCACUUAAGUAUGAAGCCUAUGAAGUUGAGAGCCGAGAGGAACACAAGGCCAAAGAAGAGGAGAAGAAGAGGAAGUUUGGAAUAAAUUAUGCUGGACCUCGUUACCCACCCAGGAGAGGUCCUAGCAGUUUUGGGAGAACACCAAGUCAAUCUAUGUCGGGAACAUCAUACAGGGCACCAAUAUCCUCAGCCACACAAUUUCCAUUUUGUCAAGUUUGUCAGAAGAGGCAUAUUGGAGAGUGUAGGAGAUUUUCUGGUGUAUGCUUUCACUGUGGCCAACCUGGGCACAUCAUGAGGGAUUGCCCGCAUGCGAGAGAAGUAAGAGCUACACAGUCCGAGCCUUCAGUGCAAAUGAGUAGAGCCCCAUUCAGGGGUGGUUACCAGGGAGGCCGUAGUGGAUUUCAGAGUGGUCGUGGUGGUUCACAGGGUGGUAGAGGUGGUGGUCGAAAUCAGCCAUCAGGAAGUGGUACGCAGGGUACCAGAGCACAGGGAGCACCGAGGGUUUAUGCAAUGACUCGAGGUGAGGCAGAAGUGGCACCAGAAGUUGUGACUGGUAUGCUUUCUAUCCUUGGCAAGCAAUUAUAUGCUUUGAUCGAUACUGGUUCCUCUCACUCAUUCAUGUCAUAUACGUUUGCACAUAUGCUACGUUUAGUUCCAGAUAAGCUAGGCUAUACCUUAUGUGUUAAAACACCUGUGGGAGAUACCUUGAAGGUAGACUCAGUUAUUAGAAGUUCCUUCAUUUGUGUGGAAGGAGCUUUCCUAGCAGCAGAUUUAAUUCUGCUACCUUUUGAUGAAUUCGAUGUCAUCCUUGGAAUGGACUUUCUGGCAACACAUGGAGCUGUUGUGGAUUGUCAAAAGAAAGAAGUGUUAUUCAGCACACCAGAUAAAGGUCCUGUUGUAUUCCGAGGCAUUAAGAAAAAGGAGACUCAUGGUUUUCUUUCUGCCUUGGAAGCUUUUCGAUUAGUGAAGGAAGGUUGUGAAGCCUUUCUUGCUCAAGUUACUAUAGUAAAUGAUAAGAAGGUUGAGGAUGUAGAGGUGGUAAGGGAAUUUCCUGAUGUAUUCCCCGAAGAACUUCCCGGCCUUCCACCAGAAAGGGAAGUAGAGUUUGAUAUUGAAUUGGUACCUGGCACAACACCAAUUUCAAUGGCACCAUAUAGAAUGGCACCAAUUGAGCUGAAGGAGCUUAAAGAACAAUUGCAAGAAUUGUUAGACAAGGGGUUUAUUCGACCUAGCAUCUCACCUUGGGGUGCACCGGUUUUGUUUGUCAAGAAGAAAGAUGGUUCCAUGAGAAUGUGCAUUGACUACCGGAGGUUGAAUAAGGCGACAGUGAAGAAUCGUUAUCCCCUUCCAAGAAUAGAUGAUUUGUUUGAUCAAUUGCAGGGUGCAUCAGUCUUUUCUAAGAUUGAUUUGAGAUCUGGAUACCAUCAAUUGAAAGUGGCAGAUGGAGCAACCUCAAAAACAGCUUUUAGAACAAGAUAUGGGCAUUAUGAGUUCCUGGUAAUGCCUUUUGGACUCACUAAUGCACCAGCGGUAUUUAUGGCUCUUAUGAACAGAGUUUUCCAUGAAUAUCUUGAUAAGUUUGUGAUUGUGUUCAUAGAUGAUAUUCUCAUCUAUUCUAAAAGCGAGGAGGAGCACAAAACUCACCUUAGAAUUGUGUUGCAAAUUCUAAGGGAGAAACAAUUAUAUGCAAAAUUCUCAAAAUGUGAGUUUUGGCUGAAGGAGGUAAUAUUUCUGGGACAUGUAAUUUCUGGAAGAGGUGUCGAGGUGGAUCCGAAAAAGGUGGAAGCAGUGGUGAGUUGGACUCCACCAAAAGAUGUGUCGGAGUUGAGAAGUUUUCUUGGCAUGGCUGGUUAUUAUCGGCGGUUCGUAGAAGGAUUUUCUAAAAUUGCUGCACCAUUGACUAAACUGUUGAGGAAGAAUACUAAGUAUGUUUGGGAUGAAUCAUGUCAAAAGAGUUUUGAUGAACUGAAAAAGAGAUUGACCACAGCACCAGUACUUGCACUACCUUCAAGUCAAGGAGAGUUUGUGGUGUAUAGUGAUGCCUCGUAUCAAGGAUUGGGCUGUGUGUUAAUGCAAGAUGGAAGAGUUAUCGCAUAUGCCUCUAGGCAAUUGCGUCCUCAUGAAGUAAAUUAUCCAACUCAUGACUUAGAAUUGGCAGCGGUGGUAUUUGCUCUCAAGAUUUGGCGACAUUAUUUGUAUGGUGAGACUUUUAAAAUUCUAACUGAUCACAAAAGCUUGAAGUAUAUUAUGGAUCAGAAGGAUUUAAAUAGUCGCCAGAGGAGAUGGAUAGAGUUGUUGAAAGAUUAUGAUUGUACCAUUGAUUACCAUCCAGGUAAAGCUAAUGUAGUUGCUGAUGCUCUGAGCAGAAAGGGGAAGAAGAAUAUAAAUGAUCUGGUUGAUUUGAGGGCAAUGAAUGUUGAUUUGGAAGUGGAUGGUGUAACAGGGUUACUAGCUCGGUUGAACAUUCGACCUUUGUUGCACGACAAAAUUCGUGAGAAGCAGAAGGAGGACCCAGAGUUGGCAAAAAUCAUUCAAGACAUUGAGGAAGGAAAAGAAAGCCCAUUUGAAAUGGUAGAUGGCAUGUUGAAGAUUAAUGGAAGAGCAUGUGUUCCUAAUGUUGAUAACUUGAGGAAAGAGAUCCUAGAUGAAGCUCAUUCUUCUGCUUAUGCUAUGCACCCAGGAGCAACUAAAAUGUAUCACACGAUCAAACCAUAUUUUUGGUGGCGUGGGAUGAAAAAGGAAGCGGCUGAACAUGUUUUCACAUGUCUAGUAUGUCAGAAAGUUAAGGCAGAACAUCAAGCUCCUGUGGGAAAACUGCAACCACUUCCAAUUCCAGAAUGGAAGUGGGAAAGAAUCACAAUGGAUUUUGUAUAUGGUCUCCCAUCAUCAAGGGGAAAAGAUGCAGUAUGGGUUAUUGUGGACCGACUAACCAAAUCGGCUCACUUUUUACCCAUUAGAUGGAAACCAUCACUGGAGAUUUUGUCUCAACUAUAUAUUAAGGAGAUCGUCAGAUUGCAUGGUGUGCCAAUUUCUAUUGUCUCUGAUCGAGACCCAAGCUUCACAUCUCGAUUUUGGCAAAGUUUACAUGAUGCCUUGGGAACUAAACUGCAUUUUACUUCAGCUUAUCAUCCUCAAACAGAUGGGCAGAGUGAACGAACCAUCCUAACUUUGGAGGAAUUACUUCGAUCAUGUGUAAUGCAAUGGGAGGAAUCAUGGAUUGACCAUUUGCCCCUGAUUGAGUUUGCUUACAACAAUCAGUACCAUAGUAGUUUGGGUGUCCCACCAUAUGAAGCACUUUAUGGGAGAAAAUGUAGAACACCAUUAUGUUGGGAUGUAGAAGGAGCAAGGCAAAUCUCAGGGCCAGAGAUAGUUCAGAUCACAGUUGAUAAGGUCAAGGAAAUCAGGGAGCGAUUGAGGGUGGCUCAAGAUCGACAGAAAGUUUAUGUUGACACGAGUAGGCGUGAAGUUAAUUUCGAAGUGGGUGAGAAAGUAUUUCUCAAAGUGUCACCAUGGAAAGGGGUGAUGAGAUUUGGUAAGAAAGGAAAGCUUGCACCUCGGUAUAUUGGUCCCUAUGAAAUCACAGAGAAGAUUGGACCAGUGGCUUAUAAGUUGGCAUUGCCUCCAGAACUAUCUCAAAUCCACAAUGUAUUUCAUGUGAGUAUGCUGAAGAGGUACAAAGUGGAUCCUUCCCAUGUUAUACAACCAGAAGAGAUCGAGUUGGGUUCAGAUUUGACAUUUGAAGAGGUUCCAGUUGAGAUUAUUGAUUACCAGAUUAAGAAUCUUCGUAGGAAGGAAAUCCCAAUGUUGAAAGUGGUUUGGAGAAAUCAAGAAAGUGAGAGUGCUACCUGGGAGACUGAAGCAAGUAUGCGAGAGAAGUACCCUGAGUUAGUAGCAACCUACUUUGAAGGUUAACAAUCUUGCUUAAUAAGUUAUGUUUUGAACUUGUUGAUGUGCUUUUGUUGUGAUAGCCCAGUAUAGGUUUUUGAAACCUAAACAUGGGAACUUGAGGUGUUAUGUGUUACUUUCUAUGUUAUGAAUUGCCUGACCUAAGAGUUAGGUAAUGACUUUAUGUAUGAUAGAUCAUGUUAAGGGUUAGUAAGAGGAGUUAGAGUACGACUCAAGGUUAGAUUUCGGGGACGAAAUCUUUUAAGGAGGGGAGAAUUGUAACAUCCCGUUCCGGCAAAACCCAUUUUUCGAUCGCUAGAAAGUUCGCGAUUUAAAAUCGAGCAUUUCGACACUAUUUUGACGAAAAUCGGAUUAUCGAUCGAUCGGAUAAGUAUACGUAUUAAUUAUAUAUAUAUAUAUAUAUAUAAAGUGGCCGGUCCAUUUUCUUUCCUCUCAUCAUCGUUUCAUUCUUUCUAUUUCUCCACCGAGAGAAGUAAAAACCUUAGCGACCAGAGCCGCGCACAGGGGAAGUCCUGUGAAAAUUUCUCAGCUCAAAUCUUGAGCCCUAGUGAUCCAAAAAUCCCGUAAGUAAUGCCUAAUUCAUCUAUACAUCGUGAUUUAUCGAUUUAGAGCUUUAAAACGAGUUUUUGGUUCAGGAAUUUCUUGAAUUCCCGAUCUGCCAAAUUAGGGUUUCGGAGUAUCCGGAAGCCGGAUUGAGCCCAAAUUUCAUAUACGAGCUUCCUGCAGCGAGGUAAUCAAUCCUCUAGUUCUAAUCCCUGAAUUUCGGCAAUUAUUUAGGCCGGGGUCCAAACCGCUGAAUUUAGCUCCGACCAGGGUUUGAUGUGUUUUUAUCGAGAAUUUGACCCGGAGCCUAGAACUAAUAUUGACGGGGAUACUGCAGGGGAUAUUAGGACGGUCUCGGAUUUUAAUUCGGGGUUCGUUCCUGAAAUUGACGUUUUAGUACGGGAAGGUUAAACCGGUGUUUGAACGACCAGAACUGGUGAGGGAUUAGCACGGCAUACCGGGUUUGUCGUAUCACGAUAAUUAUAUUGAUGCUUAGAAUUGAUCUAGGUGAACUAGAAUGGCAUGAUUAGGGGUGUAUGAGCUUUUGUGCUAUAUGUUGAACCCUGGAUUGCUGUAUGAUAUUAUUGACUUGCCCUAAUCGAUAUGAACCUUGUUUAUGCUGAUGAUUGUGUAUAUAUUGCAAAUUGUGGGCUUGACUGUUAAUAUGCUUUACGAUGGUUCGAGAAGGUGAUUAGGUAUGAUUUUUCAUGAUUGUUGUAUUUGGAUGCACAAGUGGGAAAAUAUAUAUUCCUUGGUGAUAUUAUGAUGUUUAAGGAGGAUGACUUGCACGAGGGUUCAUCCCGAGGAAGUGCAAUUAUAAGACUCCUGAUUUACCUAUGUUGAGCCAAUUAUGGCCAGGUCAAGUACAUGUGUAAGUAAUGAAUUAUGGUUAAGCAAGAUGAGAUAUGAAUCAUGUACAAGGAUACCAAAUAUGAAUGUUGUGGUCUCACGGUCAAUUACGUAGUAAUUAGGGCUCCCUAUGCUAUUACUCUAUUAUGAUAUGUAUGAUAGUCACACCUCUCAUGUGGUGGUGACUGAAGAAUUUUUAUGAGAUAUGACCACACCCAGAGCGGUGUCGGGGUAUGACUACACCCAUAGUGGUGUGGGGUAUGUAUGACCACAUCCGACGGGAUGUUGGGGUAUGUAUGACUACAUCCGACGGGAUGUGGGGUAUGUUUCCCGGGAGAGUUAUUAGCAUGGGAGUAGCCAGGCGCCUAUGAUUAAAACAUGAUAAGAUGCAUAUGCAUAAGUCAAGGUGGUUGAGUCUUUUGCCUAUUGGGAUGUCGGAGGGCUGAGAUCUGAUCCUAGUGUUUUGGCUUGUUUGCUAGAUGUAUGGUAGGGGUAUGCUCUGUUAUGAACUCACGAUGCUAUGAUUAUCUCACUCAGCUAUGAGCUGACCCUCUUUUAUUCUUCUUCUCUGCUUAUGCUAUGUGUAAGUAGAUCAUCAGCAACAGCAGUAGAUAGGUGUAUAGGUGGGAGCUGAGCAAGAGUUGAAGGCAAGAUGAGGUAUGGUCUUCAACCAUUCUGUGCUUGGACUACUACUCGGGAUUUUGGCCAGUGAUCCACACCUUUUUGUAAAAAUGUUUUGAGAACGUUUUUCAUGUGCAUACUAGCUUCUGAUGUAGUGUGAGAUAUCCACAGGUGUGGAAAGUUAAUGAUAUGUGUAUAUGUUGUGUAACUGUGUAAGUUGUGACGAUUAUGCUAUGUAUAAGUAUGGUAUGCAGUUAGGAAGUAUGAAAAGUGUGACUAUGGCUAAGAAAAGCCAAUGCAUAUGGUUGUGAGUAUAUAUGUUUGUGAUGAAUUAUUUUGCAGGAUAAGUUGCAAGAACUGUUAGCCCAUUACGCGAGUAAUUCAUGUCGAAAUUUUAUUUGGGUAAAUUUUGAUAAUUAAUGUAACACCCGAGAUUAUUUCCGCUGCAAUUGUAUGAACAAUAUGAUUAGGCAAAACGUAUAGGGUAGGGUGUUACAUCUCUUUUCGCUUUUAUAUUUAAAAUGUUCAUCUUCUCCUUUCUCUUUAAUAUUUAAACCGUAGUCUAUGAUUGCUCUCCUUAAAACUCGACCGGUAGGUUUGUUCGAUAGGAUAUGAAGUAGUUUGAACAAAGUGAGAAGUUAUAAUAUUUCCGGAAAAUUUUCAUUCCUUAUUAUUCAAUAAUUUAAUUUAUUUUUCAUCGUUGAUCAUUGUUCGUCCAUUUCAUUAAGUUCUUCCUACGUUGCAGUCAAAUGUACCAUUUGAUUGUUAGAUAGAUAAUAUAACAAUUAAAUAAGGAAUAAGUUCUAGUACAAAAUCCAUUAUAUUUAUAUUUAUAUUUAUAUUUACAGUACUAAAAAACAAGAAAGUUAUAAUUUGGGAAGGAUAGAUUUAAUGGUCCAUAUCUUAAAGGGAUAAGAAGGGAAAUAAGAGAUUAGGGGAGAGCUAACUGGAAUUUUUGGGCAGCUGGCCGGAAUUUUUUGGGGUUGGCGUGGAUUCUCAGGCCUGCUGUUAAAAAACUUUCCAAAUAUUUUUUGAAAAUUCAACGGAGCACAAUUCUUUCAUCUUACAUCGAAUUCCAAAAAAAAAAUUGCGUAAAAAUAUUAAAUUUUUUGUGCUCUAUAAGAUGAUAUCAAUGUUAAUAUUUUUUGGAGAAAAACUUUUCACAUCAUCUUACAACUAUCAAAUUAUGAUAUUAUCACUCUAAUAAUAUCACGAUAUGACAACGGUAUAAUGAUGUUGUCCACCUUACCAUAAUGGUAAGAUCAAAAUAAUAAGAUGGGUUUAUGAUUGAUGUGAUUCCCGCCCGCCAGUGUAGAAGAGGAGACUCGGCCGGAAUUGUCAAUUCCCCGACUGGGGAAGUGGGGGAAGUAACCAGGGAUUUUGAUCAGGAGAGCCCCCGACCAGUGAUGUUAAAUCCCCGAUCGGGUAUUAGACCGAGGAUUUGGCCCUACCGAAUUUUGUUACCUUUUUCAGUUAGGAUUCUUUUUCCUUUUUGAUGUUUUCAUUAGUUUUAUUUUCCAUACCUAUUUAAAGGGUCCUAAGACAGGAAUUUGAGGAGAUUAUUGAGACUUCGAUUAUUUGGAGAAAAAAAUUUUGUUCAUGAGCGUCUUGCUUGUGAAUUUUGUCCUUGUUUGUUGGUGGAUCUCCAACAUUGGAGCGAGCUCUAUAUCAAUCAAGUAACCAGGCUAAUUGUGGUCAAGUUGCUACCCAUUAUAUUGUCCGAGCCUCUUCCCGAUUCUGUGUUGAAGUUGCACGGCAAUUCCGUCUUAUCCUUUACUUUUCAAGCUGUUGAGAUAAAAUAUCAGUAAAAACCCUAAUAAGACCAAAGUUGUGCGAAUUUGACCAAAGAACCUAAGUUUUCACGAGCUCGGGAUAUUAUCAAUGAUAUUUUACCAUGUUGGUAUGACAGUGGUAAGAUAAUAUGAAUUCUUAUCUUUGCUGGAAAAAAUGAUGUUGUCGUAUCAUGAUAGUAUCAUGUUAUCAUAGUGAUACAUCAUGAUAUGAUAGUGAUAGUGAUAGUGAUAGUGAUUGUGGUUGUGGUUGUGGUUGUGGUUGUGGUUGUGGUUCUGAAAAGGGAAAAAUAGCUUCUUUUUUUUUUUUGCAAGAGAAUAAAAACUGAAAAAUCUCAAAAAAGAGUUUGUGGUUGUGAAGGCAAAUUUUCUUAAAGGGUAUGUCAAGUUGAUUGUAGAAGCAUUCAAAAUUUGAAAAUGUGUAUCAAUAGCUUCACCCUUACGCUUUGAGACUCUAAUGCAUGAUUAGGUAUUUAUGUGUGGAUUUGAUUGCAUGAUGUUCUUGCACAUAGAUGUGGUUAGAAUUCUCUCGUGAUAUUAUUGACCUUGUAAGUUACUUAUAAUCCACUACCUAAGAUCGAGAUCGAGUGAUGUUCUUUGGUUUUCACUGAGUUGUAUGAUUGUGAGUAGUGUUUCCUUGUAGAAAAAAAAGUUAAAGUGUGGGUAUUUCUGAUGACACUUUAUGUAUAGUGUUUAUCACUCCCAUUCUUGAUACAUUCCCCUUAUAUAAAUGCAUCAUUAGUGGUUUUGAUUAUAUUUCAUAUAUAAUUCAUAACUAUCUGGAUAAUGUGCUUAUGAUAGACCUUGAGUGUGGUUUUGUACUAUUUGAUGUCUUAUUGUGUUCUUUUGUGAUUUUCAAGGAGAUAAUGCUCUCAAGACGAAUUUGGGUCACCUAGGUACCCGAUGUAUCAAAAGGAGGACGAAAAUACAAGUUCAUGGGAUCAAAUGUAGAUGGAUUGGGACAUUGGAUGCUCACUUUAUGGUCAAAACAAGCAAAUCUGGUAAUGCAACAUGCUCGACUUUGACCAAUGCCCAUCAGAUAUUUUCCUACUAGUCUACGCUCUAGAGGAGGAGUUACUAGGAACACACGCUACCAAUCCCAUUUGGAAAAUAAGAAUCGGGUACUAGCAACGUAGGGUCACCGCUCAAAUCCUAAUCCUUCAGGAAACUUCCUUGGGAAGUUACCCUGUCCCCAAGUCGAUCGAAUUCGAGUUCAAGUCGGAUAAGGAAGGAUUUUAUUGACUUUAGGAGGAUAAAUAUUAGAAAACCCCCUUCUGAAACUAGUAUAAAUACGAGGUCGGGCUUGAACUUUUACAUACACAUUUUACCAGCACCCUAUCCUAGGGCACGAGUAGCAAUCCAUAGAUAGAUAGGAAGCAAAACUCUGCGGGAAUUCUUCGAGAAAGCAGUCACCAUUAAUGCAUGUAUCAAUAAUGAUGUUGCUCUAAUUGUCUAUAUAUUUCUAGUAUAUAUGUUUAGGGGUGUGAAAUAUAUUAUGCUUAUCUAUUACUUUCUAUGAGUUAAUAAGAUGUUAUCGCGUUU
This is a messenger RNA of Linum trigynum, 11994 nucleotides long. NCBI's taxonomy places the organism in Eukaryota, Viridiplantae, Streptophyta, Magnoliopsida, Malpighiales, Linaceae. The record is from the annotation of a GenBank genome assembly.